AUGGCCGCCAUAUUUGGCGAUAUCCUUGGCCCACGCAAACUACGUAGUGUGGCAGCUGAAGAGAAAAAUGACAGUAGUAACCCGAGAGCGGGGACGCUGGUAACCGUCUGCCAGUAUCAGGAGCUAGUGGAUGGAGUACCGCUUACUCCGUCAAAGAAGAAGCCGAUGAUCGACCAGAACCUAACAGAGCGUUCAGAGAGGAACUAG
Messenger RNA from Alternaria conjuncta, 207 nucleotides. RefSeq lists its product as uncharacterized. The record is from RefSeq and is a predicted model, not a curated record. The transcript has 2 exons. Bases 1 to 207 code for a protein of 68 amino acids. NCBI's taxonomy places the organism in Eukaryota, Fungi, Ascomycota, Dothideomycetes, Pleosporales, Pleosporaceae.